Xenopus laevis (African clawed frog) is the source of this 941-nucleotide messenger RNA. It is a transcript of the gene atp6v1f.S, whose product is annotated as ATPase, H+ transporting, lysosomal 14kDa, V1 subunit F S homeolog. Gene Ontology annotation, cellular component: membrane; proton-transporting V-type ATPase, V1 domain. Gene Ontology annotation, molecular function: proton-transporting ATPase activity, rotational mechanism. Gene Ontology annotation, biological process: monoatomic ion transmembrane transport; proton transmembrane transport. The transcript has 2 exons. The record is from RefSeq and is marked provisional. NCBI's taxonomy places the organism in Eukaryota, Metazoa, Chordata, Amphibia, Anura, Pipidae. Bases 23 to 391 code for a protein of 122 amino acids.
GUGCGAGUGUAACUGACAGAAGAUGGCAGGGGGUCUAAUUCGAGGCAAACUGAUAGCUAUUAUCGGGGAUGAGGACACAGUCACCGGCUUCUUACUCGGUGGAAUAGGGGAGCUGAACAAGAACCGAAAACCAAAUUUUUUGGUGGUGGAGAAGGAGACGAGCGUUACCGAGAUAGAAGAGACGUUCAGAAGUUUUCUAAAUCGUGAUGAUAUAGGGAUUAUUUUGAUCAACCAGUUCAUUGCUGAGAUGAUUCGCCAUGCAAUUGACGCGCACACGAUCUCCAUCCCCGCAGUACUUGAGAUCCCUUCAAAAGAACAUCCGUAUGAUGCAACCAAGGACUCUAUACUGCGCAGAGCCAAGGGAAUGUUUACAGUGGAUGAUUUGCGGUAAUUCGGGAAACAAAUGCAGGGAUCUUCCAUACUUCAGAUCCUGCCGGAUUCCUUAUUUGGUUGUAUGGGUGUUAAAUCUCGAUUAUAAAAUUAAAAUGGAAUUGUCUCUCCUCAUUUGUGUUUACAUGCUGUGUGUUAUCUCCUCAACUGCAAAUGCCAAAUUUGCUUUGCCCCCUUUUUGUUAAAGUCUGUAGUGUCUAGAAAUGUCUCCAUAUUGCUUUUGCUCAGCUAUAGACUAUUUGAUAGACUAUUUAUAAUUAAUUUAAAAAAUAUUUAAAUGCUCAUUAAGGUUACUGAGAGGUCAGUGUUUGGCAGCUUACCCCAUCUACAUUUAAAUGUGUACAGUGGCUACUAUAAAUGUUUUUGGGACUGUACUACUGGAACAAAAUGUCAAUGCUUAUAAGUCAUUGUUGGUAAUCCUAAAAUAUAUAUGAAUCCCAACCACAUAAGGAAUGGCACCAAAAACCGAGAUGUUCAGUAUGUCUUUACCUUAUAAUUGAAGUUGUGAUGGUUUUCCUAAUAAAAUAUAUUCUUAUAGAACUAUAAAAAAA